AUGCAACGCCUGGGACCCUGGUCGCGGGAGGCCUGGACCGUACUGGCCCUCCAUCUCCUGCGUUCUUCCCGCUCCCCCAACACCGGGGGGCUAUUUUUCCACUGCGUGCAAGGAGGCCUGGUGCAGUCCAGCGCGCGGGAGUUUGCAGAGGCCAGAAUGAAGACUCAGCUGGAAUUAAAUAAAGAGAAAUCCAGUUUUGUUAUCAAGACUCCCAAGGGUACCAGAGAUCUUAGCCCUCAACAGAUGGCUAUUCGAGAGAAAAUCCUUAAUGCUGUCAUCAAUUGUUUCAAGUGCCAUGGAGCUAAAGGAAUAGACACUCCAGUGUUUGAACUAAAGGAAAUAUUAACAGAGAAGUAUGGAGAAGAAUCCAGGCUCAUCUAUGAACUGAAGGAUCAGGGUGGGGAGCUGCUAGCUCUUCGAUAUGACCUCACAGUCCCUUUUGCUCGUUAUCUGGCCAUGAAUAAGAUAAAGAAGAUGAAACGCUAUCAUGUUGGGAAGGUUUGGCGAAGGGAGAGUCCUUCCAUAAUUCAAGGUCGAUAUCGGGAGUUUUGCCAAUGCGAUUUUGACAUUGCAGGGCAAUUUGAUCCCAUGAUCCCUGAUGCAGAGUGUUUAAAGAUCAUACAUGAAAUUCUCAGCACAUUGCAAUUGGGAGACUUCCUAAUUAAGGUGAAUGACAGGAGAGUUGUGGAUGGUAUGUUUGCUGUCUGUGGUGUCCCUGAUAACAAAUUUCGUUUUAUCUGUGCUUCAGUGGAUAAGCUUGGCAAGAUGUCCUGGAAGGAUGUGAGACAAGAGAUGACAGGAAAGAUUGGACUCACCCCUGAUGUAGCAGAUCAAAUUGGGGAUUACAUUCAGCAGUGUGGUGGAGUGUCCCUAGUAGAGCAGCUACUACAGGAUCCCAAACUCUCACAGAACAAGCAGGCCCUAGAGGGAUUAAAGGACUUGAAACUUCUGUUUGAGUAUCUGACCCUGUUUGGUAUUGCAGAGAAGAUUUCCUUUGACUUGAGCCUGGCUCGAGGCCUGGACUAUUAUACAGGGGUGAUCUAUGAAGCAGUGCUUCUUCAGAGCCCAACCCAACAGGGGGAGGAAGCACUUGGUGUGGGCAGUGUGGCUGCUGGAGGGCGCUAUGAUGGACUUGUUGGCAUGUUUGACCCCAAGGGUCGCAAGGUGCCAUGUGUGGGGCUCAGCAUUGGGGUUGAAAGGAUCUUCUCCAUUGUGGAACAAAGGAUGGAGGUAGGACCUCUGAUUAGAGCCACUAAGAAAAUACAAACAACAGAGACACAGGUCCUUGUGGCUACAGCACAAAAGAAUUUUCUUAGGGAACGAAUGAAACUGAUUGCAGAGCUCUGGGAUGCUGGGAUCAGGGCUGAGAUGCUGUAUAAGAAGAAUCCCAGUUUCCUGACUCAGCUACAUUACUGUGAGGAGACAGGCAUCCCAUUAGUGGCCAUCAUUGGAGAGCAAGAGCUAAAGGAUGGUGUCAUUAAGCUUCGUUCUGUGGCUAGUAGGAAAGAGGUAGACAUUAAACGGGAAGAUAUUGUAACUGAAAUCCAGAGGAGAAUGUCUGAAUCCUGAUCAUAUCUAUUCUUCAUCUGCUACUUGUUCCCACUGGUAUAAAUCUAGUCCAUUAUGGAGGCUCUCCAGUUUCACUUUUGAGCCAGGAUUGACUGCACAUCCUUCUACCUCUUCUUAGCAGCUUCCUCCCAAUGCUCCUUGUUUGGAGAUGGGGGAGAAUCAAUGGUACAUAGGCUCCUGAUUCCUCUUGCUUUAAAAUCAUUGGUGUUUGAGAGAAAGCAGAACAUCCACUUUUAACAGCUGGGUAUAGUGUCUUCUAGAGUAAGACUAUGUCAGAGAGACAUUACAGUCUGUCCUGUCACCGACUACAAACAAGAAGUAAGUUGAAUUGUGUUCUCUGAGCAGUCUGAAAAUGUUUAAACUGAAGAAAUCCUGAAAUGUGAGGGAGUUCUUUCUGAGGUCAGAAUUCAAACCCUCAGUUUCUUUCUCUUUCUUUCUUUUUUUUUUAACCCUUACAUUCUAUCCUCAUAAUAAUCCUAAAACAGAAGGGCAAGGGCCAGGCAAAUGGGAAUUAAGUAACUUGAUCAUAUAUCAAGAUACUUCCUCAUGUCUGAGGCCAGAUUUAAGACUAAGGUUUGAACUAACCAUGUCUUGCUUUAGGUGUUAAACGGAGACAGAAAGGAAAGAACAGUGGCUGUCUUGGUUGAGUCUAAGCUCAAAAGGGGGUGUGGAAUGGACAGCUAAUUCCCUCCCAGCUUUUCUCCCUUGUGCCAGGAAUAAGCUAAUGCUUAGCUUCCUCAUGGUUUUGAAUAUUGAGUUCACACUCUUAUCUCUUCUCUUCAUUCAGGUCUUUAUCUUUUAAGUGAAGAGGUUUCAACAGAUGACCUCUUGAGAUGUCUCCAAUUGUGCAUGUAUGAAUUAUGUCUCCAUGAAUUGUAACAACUAAAAGGAUGUGGUUUCUCCUCUUCACUGAUAUAUUUGUACAACUAUUGUUCUGAUCUUUUUCCCAAAACAGCUGCUGUGGCUUAUCAUGAGUAGCUUUUCAGAGAUUACUUGAUAAUAUAUUAAAGGUAUAAGUAAUUUGGAUAA
This is a messenger RNA of Monodelphis domestica (gray short-tailed opossum), 2598 nucleotides long. The record is from RefSeq and is a predicted model, not a curated record. Lineage: Eukaryota; Metazoa; Chordata; Mammalia; Didelphimorphia; Didelphidae.